Molecule: messenger RNA, 3992 nt
Organism: Dermacentor silvarum
Lineage: Eukaryota; Metazoa; Arthropoda; Arachnida; Ixodida; Ixodidae
Product: sestrin homolog
Exons: 7
Coding region: 294-1577 (427 amino acids)
Biological process (GO): negative regulation of TORC1 signaling; regulation of response to reactive oxygen species; positive regulation of macroautophagy
Cellular component (GO): nucleus
Molecular function (GO): L-leucine binding; oxidoreductase activity, acting on peroxide as acceptor
Source: RefSeq, a predicted model, not a curated record
CGUUCGUUCAUUAUUGAGAAUGACAGCCUAGGUGGUAGCUCGUAUGCGUGUGUGAGUGCGUGCUGUCGUGCGUCUCGGCUUCGGCAUCUCCGUAGGAUUUCCAAGGGGGACACUCUUAGGAUGACGGACGCAUGAUCUCGCAGCGACAGACUUCGACGGUGCAUGUGUGAGUGAGUGCGUGGUGACACAGGGUAUACUGCGGCGUCGUUCUCCGUCGUUCUAGUCGUGCGGUUGCGUCCAGGGAAGACCCUCCGUAGGAUCACAAGCGCUUUGCGUGGAUCUUUUGGGGGCUCAUGAUUCUGCCCUGCCGCAACAACAGUCCACUGCACGAUACUUCAAAUCAUACCAUGGGCCAAAUGGGAAUAAGAAACACUCAAGUGCUGUUUAUCGAUGCGCUUUGCCAAAGCAGCCACCUGGACCUACUCAUGGGCUACCACUCAGCCUACCAGGGUCCAUUUCUCAAGACACAAAACUUCAUCCUGAAGAGCGAUGGGCCACUCCCAUACGACCAAAGACAUUACAUCGCAAUCAUGGCAGCAGCAAGGCACAACUGCAGCUACCUGGUGAACAUGCAGCGGGAAGCAUUCCUGUCCCCGGACGUUGCGGGGGACAAAUCGUGGCUCCAGGGCUUGCAUUGCAUUCCGAAGAAGUUGAGGGACCUAGACGAGAUCAACAAGAUUCUUGCUCACCGCCCUUGGUUGAUAACAAAGGAGCACAUAGAGAAAUUAACCAAAGGAAAGAACAACUGGUCCUUAUCGGAGGUAGUGCAAGCCAUCGUGAUCCUUGCCCACUUCCAUGCGCUGUCCAGUUUCGUGUUUGGUUGUGGCAUCAACGCUGACAUGGAGGAGGAAACGAAUGGAACAGUUGUCUACAGUGCCAAUGGCGACUCGGGGGUGCCAAUUAUGAAGAAUGGGCAGACCACUGUAGAAACCAUCAUGCAGAAGAUGAAGAACAUCUCUGAACAACGCUCCAACGAGCCAACGUUGGAGGAGAGGGCUCGCUGCUUCCAUACGGAAUGCAAUGGUGGCGAACUCCCAGCAGCUCGGCGCAGUGUCCCCAGGAACGACUUGUCUCACUUCGUUACGGAUGCUGACUUCGGCUACCAGGACUUCGCCCGACGGGAGGUCUCUGAAAUCCCAACAUUCCGGAUACAGGACUACUCCUGGGAGGAUCACGGCUACUCCUUGGUCAACCGGCUAUACAACGACGUGGGAGAGCUCCUCAACGAGAAGUUCAAAGUGGCCUACAACCUCACAUACUACACAAUGGGGAGCAGAACAAACGUGGACACAUCCAUGUUCCGGAGGGCAGUCUGGAACUACAUUCAGUGCAUCUACGGCAUCAGGCACGACGACUACGAUUACCGGGAGGUUAAUGAACUCUUGGACCGGGACCUGAAAGAGUACAUCAAGGCUGUGUGCUGCUACCCAGAUCGCAUGACCAAAGAGGACUACGACAAUGUCAUGAGGGAGUUCAAGUACUCCGAGAAGGUGCACGUAACAAUCAUGAUUCUGGAGGCACGCAUGCAAGCCGAACUUCUCUAUGCACUGCGGGCACUCAUGAGGUACAUGACGUGACUCGUCCAGCGAGCAGCCAAAAUGGGACUCCCGUUACUAUCUCUUCGUGCGCGUGCCCUCUCUUGAGGCAAUGUGCACUCCAACACCUCCCCACUUUGAUGCGAGGCGGCCGGACCCCUCCAACAUGGGGAAGAAGACUCGCCGUUCUGCGACAUCUGCUGCUGUCGUCUCCUAGGGAACUUUUAGAAGAAUUGAGACCCACCGUUUCUUCAAUCCUCCUCUGCUGCUGUUAUCGACUGGUGGUUGCGUUGUCGUCAGAAUGAACCAAUGUGCACCCCCACUCCCCCCCUCCCUUCAUAUGUUCAUGUACUGUACAUUCUACUUUUUGUUUUUCGUGCAUACUCUCGAACCCUCCCAAGGACUCUUUUCCCCAAACACAUACACAUUUUCUUGUGGUUUGUUUUUAUCAUUUCUCUGCAAACUGUGAGCACUGCUUGUCUUGUUACAUGCAGUGUGUGCAGAUCAUUUCCUAAUUUAUUUGUUCUUUCAAAUGUGGGUAGGGGCGGGGUUUGUGGAAGUUCAAAGCUAAAAGGGUGGUUAAAUACUCCUCCUGUUGUGUUGCUUUUCUUCUUACCGUAAGAUGUUUUUUUUUUUUUUCUUGUGCAUAACUGAAAGCGCUGUUUUUAGUUCUUUCUUGUGUUAGGUACGUAGGUUCUUUUGAUUUACCACUACAUACUUGCUAAGAACACACCUCUUUGUGAAGAUGGCUGUUUUCUUUUUUAUUUCAAACGUUUCUUGAGUUAGUUUUAAUGUUUCCAGAGAAUGCAUCCACGUUUCUUUUAUGCGUUUAUUACUUUUGUUUAGUAGGUUCCUUGCUAAAGGAAAUAUUCUGGAAGACUAGGAAUGGUGUGGGUUGUUCCACAGUAUAGUUUUUUUUUACUUCCACAUAUGUCUAAGAAACGUGCUGUAGUUCGCCAUUUCAGCGAAGUGGCGAUAGGCCAAAUUUGUGUACCUUACUUGGAAGCAUGGAACCACAUUUGCUGCCUCCAUUCCUUUAUCAUAAAUUUUUUUUAUGUGUGUGCAAGUUUUGGCGGCAUGCAAAUGCAGCGGAAAUCGGAUCAUGGUGGAGUUCUGAGCCAGGUUUAUUUUUAUUCUUAAAUAAUGCAUUUGGCUAACUUGAUGCAAGGCUUUUGUUCAUGCUGAACUGAAACAGUGUUUGGUAAUGAAUGCCUGCUUUUAAGUGUGAGAACAUCUCAAGUUGCAGCUAUGAAUGGGCACAGACAGUGUACUGUUCACGCAUCUGGUGGUAGCUUUUCUUCAACAUUUUUUGAAGCAUUCGUAGCUCUUGCUUCUUGCAGCCCAAAAUUUUUCACCUUUUUUUUUCUGGUGACAGAACUCUUCCUGUCAGAUGUUCCGCAGUCACUGGUUUCGUAGCGUCGGCAGUACAAUGCCCAUGCAUGGCACUGGAUACUUUUCAGGGCUGUUGGGAGGAGGACUUAAAAAAAAAAAAAAAACUUUUGCCUUUGACUCGUGUUGCCUUUCCGUUUUUGUCAGCAUGGAGAUUUGUGUGGCUUGCAUGUGCAAAGCUAGCAAACUCCCAAUAAGCUACAUGCUUUCAUGUCUACUUAGCUUUAACUAUGGUUUUUCUCAAUGUGUGUAACCAAUUGGUGUGCUAAUUGAGGAGAGUCCCACCGCAAUCUAGGUAAUAUGCAAUUCUGUCCGUGACACUACCUGUUGUCUUAGAAGCUGGUGCAGUGUGUAGUAGGAACUUUGUCGGGAUGUUGUUUACCGUAGCCUCACACCUUAGCAAUGUUUACAUGAGCUGCCUCCGGGCAGUGACUGCCUUCAUGCUUGCUUCAACAAUGUCUCCUUGUUAUGGGCACUUCUCUGCCAGAAACCUAAGUGAGCCUUAGCCUUGUUCCACUUCUGUUGUACGCCAAACUGGGUGACAUGUAACUAGUGAAAUUGGUUGUAAGUUCGAAUGGCCCUGCUUUAAGCAGUGCUUGCCAGAUUGGUUUCAGAAGCUCAGCUGAGCACCUGGUGUUAGAGCUGUGGGACCUUCUAUGCCUGUUGCAUUCCUUCUGUUGUCUAAAAGCAAGCUUGCAAUCUGCAACUGUGCAAAUGCCCCCCCUUUUUUUUCUUCAGACUGCUGUGCUCAUGCUGUGAUAUGAUUGCAAAAUACUUCCUCCCACCUCACAUGAAAGGUACAUGGAUGCGGAUACCCAGUACAGUUCUUAAUUUAACCAGCUUUUUUUUGUCUAGUCCCGACUGUGAUCUCCACUUUUGACGACCGCUGCUGCGCGUGCGGGCAUCUUAUCAAGAGAUGAUGAAGCUGUCUGAAAAGUUUGUAUAUUUUGUUAGCAAUUAAAUGGUCGCCCUCUGCGCCAUCUCAGAGAUCUGGAGCUCCUUUUUUAUUGUGUGCAGAUCGAUGAACACGGUUUUUAUAGGUGACAAUAAAUUGCGUUUACAAGCCUA